Erinaceus europaeus (western European hedgehog) is the source of this 4680-nucleotide messenger RNA. It is a transcript of the gene ARHGAP12, whose product is annotated as Rho GTPase activating protein 12. The record is from RefSeq and is a predicted model, not a curated record. Gene Ontology annotation, cellular component: cytoplasm. Gene Ontology annotation, biological process: regulation of GTPase activity; signal transduction. Gene Ontology annotation, molecular function: protein binding. Lineage: Eukaryota; Metazoa; Chordata; Mammalia; Eulipotyphla; Erinaceidae. The coding region runs from base 157 to 2571 and encodes 804 amino acids. The transcript is spliced from 17 exons.
GCGGGCGGGGGGCGCCCGGGGUCGGCCUCGCAGCCUGGGCCUCCCACUUCCUGUGCGGGACUGCCCGGCCGCGCCCCGCCUCCAGGAAGGCUGCCAGCCUAGCGGGCCAGCAUGCAGCGCGACGUCCUCGCCGAGCGGCGAAAGCAGUGAGCGGCGAUGGCCGACAGGAGCUCGAAGCUGGUCCCGGGACAGGCGUACAUCGAGGUGGAGUAUGACUACGAGUACGAGGCCAAGGACAGGAAGGUCGUCAUCAGGCAAGGCGAGUGCUACCUCUUGGUGAAGAAGACCAACGGCGACUGGUGGCAGGUGAGGCGGGACGAGGGCUCCAAGGCCUUCUACGUGCCGGCCCAGUACGUGAAGGAGGUGGGCCGCAGGGCCCUGAUGCCCCCCGGGAAGCAGGCGACGGCCCCGAGCCUGCCCCUGCAGAGACCCGCGGAGAAUGCCAACAGGCCACCUGAGCUCUCGAGCUUCGGAAAGUCGACGCCCUGCGUUCCGGGGACGGGGCCCGCCCGCGACGCCAACCAGAACUUUGGGCCCGGCCCCGCGCCCAGCCAGACUCUUAGCCUGAGCCUGGACUUCAGCCACGACGGCAGGUCCGGCGGUGACUCGCACUCGCCCAGGGUCGCCGGCCAGGGCAGGACGCGCUUGUUCGGUCACUUCCCCGGACCCGAGUUCUCGGAUGUGGAGAAGACGGGCUUCUCCCAGGAGCAGCCGUGCGACUCGGCUGGCGAGGGCUCAGAAAGGACACACCAGGAUUCUGAGUCCGGGGACGAGCUCAGCAGCAGCUCCAGCGAGCAGAUAAGGGCAGCCACACCCCCCAGCCAGGGGCGGCCGGACUCUCCCGUCUACGCCAACUUGCAGGAGCUGAAGCUCUCCCAGUCCGCCCUCCCCCCGCUUCCUGGGAGCCCCGCCAUCCAGGUCAACGGGGAGUGGGAGACCCACAGGGAUGGCUCCGGUCGCUGCUACUACUACCACCGAGGGACGCAGGAGAGGACGUGGAAGCCCCCGCGGUGGACUCGGGGCACAGACAUGAGCAAAGGAGACUUCCCAGGUCCCGGGGACCAGGAGCUUCUCUCGUCAGAAGAACACCACCCCGGCCUCUGUUUCAGCCAGUCAGAUAGUCAGUGUGGCUCCCCUCCGAGGGGUUGGUCAGAAGAGCAGGAUGAGUGUGGACACACCCUGUACACCAGUGACUAUACUCACGAAAAGUGGCUCAAACAUGUUGAUGAUCAAGGCAGACAAUAUUACUACAGUGCGGAUGGGUCUCGGUCAGAAUGGGAAUUGCCGAAGUACAACGCUUCGUCCCAGCAGCAGAGAGAGCCCAUCAAGAGCCGGAGCCUGGACCGGCGGCUGCAGGAACCCAUCGUGCUGAGCAAGUGGAGGCACAGCACCAUUGUGCUGGAUGCCAACGACAAGGGUCUAGAGAAAUACGGAUUGCUGAAUGUAACAAAAAUUACUGAGAAUGGAAAAAAGGUCCGAAAGAACUGGCUGUCUUCAUGGGCCGUGCUGCAAGGUUCAUCUUUACUCUUCACCAAGACGCAAGGAAGCGGCACGAGUUGGUUUGGGAGUAAUCAGUCCAAGCCGGAGUUCACAGUGGACCUGAAAGGAGCGACAGUAGAGAUGGCUUCCAAGGAGAAAUCUAGCAAAAAGAACGUAUUUGAGCUGAAAACCCGCCAAGGAACAGAGCUGCUAAUCCAGUCUGAUAAUGACUCCGCCAUCAAUGAUUGGUUUAAAGUUCUUAGCAGUACUAUCAGUAAUCAGGCAGUGGAGACAGAAGACGCCAUUGAUGAGGAGAUGCCGGACUCGCCAGGGGCAGAGAAGCGUGACAGAGAAAAGGAGCACAAGGACCCCAGGAAACUCCGCUCCAUGAAAACGGUGAAUGUGGAUUCUUCAGAACAGAAGAAAACGAAGAAGAACUUGAAGAAGUUCCUUACACGCCGCCCCACGUUGCAAGCUGUCCGUGAAAAGGGUUACAUCAAAGAUCAGGUAUUUGGGUCCAGUCUCGCCAGUCUCUGUCAGAGAGAAAACAGCACAGUGCCGGAGUUUGUGAAGCUCUGCAUUGAACACGUGGAAAACCAUGGAUUGGACAUUGAUGGCAUCUACAGGGUCAGUGGCAACCUCGCAGUGAUUCAGAAGCUGCGGUUCGCAGUCAACCACGAUGAGAAGCUGGACUUGAACGACAGCAAAUGGGAGGACAUUCACGUCGUCACCGGAGCACUCAAGAUGUUCUUCCGAGAACUGCCAGAGCCUCUGUUCCCGUUCAGUCACUUCAACGACUUCGUUAACGCCGUCAAGCAGGAACCGAGGCAGCGAGUUACCGCUGUUAAGGACUUGAUCAAACAGCUGCCAAAGCCCAAUCAGGAUACGAUGCAGAUUCUCUUUAGACAUCUCAAGAGAGUCAUAGAAAAUGGAGAAAAGAACCGGAUGACCUACCAGAGCGUGGCGAUCGUGUUUGGGCCCACCCUGCUGAAACCCGAGAAGGAGACGGGGAACAUCGCUGUGCACACGGUCUACCAAAGCCAGAUCGUGGAGCUGAUUCUCCUGGAGCUCAGCUCCAUCUUCGGACGCUGACUCUUGCUGAACGCCCCUGUGGACAGAAGCUGGCUCCCUCAGAUUCCAGAUCCUUAGACCUGGUGGGUUUUUGUUUUGUUUUUUUUUUUGGUUUGUUUUUGGACCAAGCAGUGACUCUUUGAUCUUGCACUUUUUUCUUUCCCUUGAUGGGUUAGGAGGGACGGGAACAUCAGGCCAUGUGCCAGGCCUUGCUGUUGCCCUCCCUUGCUAGCUGAUGUAACUGCCCGUGAUUUUGGGUUGAUUUUAUUCAGAAUGUUUGCAUCUCACACUCUGCAGCUCAGUAAAACUCAAAAUGUGCAGUUGUGACCAGUCAUGUACACUGGAGACUUUGGUGAGAAAGCUACGUUGGGCGUUGGUUUUUUUCCCCCUCAAACCGGACGACUCAGAACUGCUUCUCAUGAUCAGUUCAUCACUCGGGAGAACAACGGGUACAGCCACUUACAUUCGAAAUGCUCCCAGCACCGUAAGCAACACGAAGCGGAUCCAGUUUGAAACCUGUGUAUUUCUUUUCCAGAGCUCGGCGUGCCAUGGCCGUCUGAGUGCUGGACUUGCUCUCCGAGGCCCCCUGACUGGAGGGCCUCAGCUGCUCACAGGGCAGCACGCCACCGUUACUCCAAACACUGUGACACACUGGAGUAACUGAGCCUAAGCCAGCUCAGGGCACUUUGGGGCUGUCUGCCGCACACCUUGUAGCAGCUCACACUCCUGGUUCUGCCUGGUGCCAUUCAGAGUUCUUGGUCUGACCCUGUGGAAGGAAACAAGGGGAUCAGAUGUCCACAGAGGCGGGAGGCGGGCCGCUGGUAGCGUGCGUCCUCGCCCUGCCUUGCUAACUGUGACGUUGGCUGCCUUUCCCUUGGACAUCAGGUCUACCCCAAAAGUCUGUCAUUGAUCGCGAAAGUUAACUGUACGCACUUGGAGACGUUGGCUCCAUCCACAGGCAAGUCACUGUAAGGCGCCUGGGCUGCACAAGUCCCGAGCGGACUUUGCCGAGAGGUUUGUGCACUCACCGCACGAGGGAGCUUUCUGUUUAUUGAUUUACAGGACAUGUUAGGAAAGGGUUCAUUACAGAGCUCCAAUCCUGCCAUUUCAGCAGUGCAGACCCACACACAAAUAGGAGACUCAGACGAAAAGUGGCACAUCAAGUUGCUCUUUCCUUUUACGCCACUGAUGUUGAUUGCUUUGUACAAGAAACAGGGUUUGGAAGGUUUUGUUUCAGAGAGCAUGGUCUGUUGAAGAUUUUUUUAAAUGUAUUUUUCUAGAUUAACUGCUGUAUAUGAGAUGUCUAAUCUGAAUAAAGAAACUAUGAGAGGUGUAGAGAUCUUCCACUGGAGGCACACACUUUAGUUUAAUUCUUGUUGUUUUUGCAUUUACGACUAUCCUAUACCUCACUGAGAAAUCUCAGCUGAAUCCGCUAUUCCCUGUGACAAGUGUCUUCCUCAUCUCACACCUUUUCUAACUGCCAACGCUCUGGUCCACCCCUCCCACCUUGUAUUUCUUCAUCAUCGUUGAAAAAUGGAUGAUUUGUAAACAAGACUCUCUGUCUUAGGAUUGUAUUUAUAAUUUACAGAUUGCCUUUUCAUGGGAACAAAAUUUUUUUUGUAUGAUCUGUCCAAAAAAAGAAAAAAAAAACCCCUCACCUGUUUCAUGGUAAAAGUUUUGCUUGUUUUUGAGAUAUUGCUAUGUUGACAGCUAUGUGAAAACAGAUUAAUUUGGGCAGAGAGAGAAUACCAGCCCCCCCCCCCCCAUCAGAAUGGUGAUGUCUGAAUAAGGACGCCCUGGUGACACAGUGCCUUAGUCAAGGCUGGCCAGGAACAGCCAGGCUAGCACAUGGCAUGUGUGCUCUUGGCACUGUGGACACACGGGUUUAAAUUCAUCUCGUGUCCUCGUUUCCAAGUAUGUGUUUGUGUACGUGAAGUCUUCAGUGUUGGCUGGUUGACAGGUAAUCAGCAUAUUGUGAUUCUCUGUGUAUGGCGAGGCCAGUGUCUUGCGUUUUCAUGGUCUGUGAAUUAAAAAUGCUCACCUUUUUUUUGUAAUAACAAAUCAAUAAUAUUUUCUUGUCUUGACAGCUUGAUUUUUAGUAGAAAAUAUAUUAAAGGCUGAAAUGAGUCA